Blastomyces dermatitidis ER-3 is the source of this 2937-nucleotide messenger RNA. RefSeq names its product ubiquitin thiolesterase. Lineage: Eukaryota; Fungi; Ascomycota; Eurotiomycetes; Onygenales; Ajellomycetaceae. Gene Ontology annotation, biological process: protein deubiquitination. Gene Ontology annotation, cellular component: nucleus; cytosol. The record is from RefSeq and is a predicted model, not a curated record. Gene Ontology annotation, molecular function: cysteine-type deubiquitinase activity; cysteine-type endopeptidase activity. The transcript has a single exon. The coding region runs from base 425 to 2356 and encodes 643 amino acids.
UUUUACUUUGUUAGUUAAGUAGUGACAGGAUUUCUCAUGGCCCUGGGAAACAACCCUGAGGCGGCUACUCAACCAGAGAUCAUAUUUGUUGAUGUGCCGGUGUCAAGUGUUUCACGGCAUAUUUUUUACUUUACGCGGAACAUAUUCACGCUGAUAUUUCAGGGCGAUAUUCUGCACAACUAUUGCCCUCUUCAAUGUGCGUCAUAAGGACAGGCGACUUGUCUCCCAAUCGCCCCACGACUUCGGCUGCGGCUGCGCUGUAACUAACCUCCACCAGCGCUGCAUACUGCCGCUUGCGCCUUCACAAUACCUAUAAAGAUUCCCUCCAAUACCUCUUCAAGGCCCCCAAAAACGAAAGGCCGUUUCAGCCCACCUUCGACUAGCCCAAGUUUUGCUGCAUAGCAUGGACGGGUAAACCUGUCUCAUGCCCGACAAACCUGCAACCGUUGCAGCCUAUGCUGCUGGCGCUUCCCUAGCCGCUAUUACCCUCUUCUACGUUUUCGGCCCCAACUUUACGAUCGACGGCGAGGAAUCGAAUGGCAGCAGCAGGAAAAAGGGCAUUGUCGGCCUGUUGAACCCGUCCAAUGACUGCUUUAUCAAUUCCGUCCUCCAAGCCCUGGCCGGCCUGGGUGACCUCCGCUUAUACCUGAUACGAGAACUCUAUCGACGUGAGCUGGAGGGCCCCGAAAUAUACGAUGCCUUGCCGGAUAUCGAAAGCGUCCCACGUGGAGCGACGCCUGAGAAGGUUCGCGACCUGCAGCAGGCACCCGUUACCAAAGCCCUGAAGGAGAUGCUUGACAGCUUAAACGAGCGGCCUAUAUAUAGGAAGACGAUCUCCGCGCGAGGGUUUAUAUUGGCUUUGGAGAGGGCGUUCCGAACGCGGAUCAGCCGGAAUCAGCAGGACGCGCAAGAAUUUUUACAAAUUGUUGCAGAACGCCUCUGUGACGAAUACCACGCCGGUGUUAAGGCACGGGAAAGGGCGGCUAGGUCCUCUCUCAGCGUCGAUGUGGUGGGUUCGAUGGUGGAUGUGAAGUCUGUAAUUGGAUACAAUGUUGGGAACAGUGACUCGGAGUUAGAGAACGGAUCACCAUCCACGGAUGUGAAGGCGGAGACUCUGGAUACCGAGUUUCCUUUCCCAUUUGAAGGGAUGAUGGAGUCUCAAAUAGAAUGCCAAUCGUGCCACUAUAGAUACAAGCCAAACCAGACCUCGUUCGUCAACCUUACACUUCAGGUGCCCCAGCAGAGCUCUACUACUCUAAGUUCGUGCUUCGACGGCCUGCUAAAAACGGAAUAUAUCGACGACUUCCGAUGCGAUAACUGCGUCCUUCUGCAAGCACAUCAAAUGAAGAAAGCAGAAAUGGAGAAGACUAAGUCGGCGCGGGAAUUCAAACACCUGGACCGCGAACUUUCUCUCAUCCGAGACGCCCUUGAAAGUGACCCGGAAACCGUCCCCAAGGGCGUCAGUAUGCCAAAUGCCCACGACGUCCCAAAGCGCAACAUCGCAAGACAUAUGCGAAUCACUUCCUUCCCCAAAUUGAUAGCCAUACAUCUAUCCCGUUCAAUAUUCGAUCAGAAUAGCUCUACAAAAAACGCCGCCAAGGUAUCGUUUCCCGAACGACUGCCUAUUGGCGGCAUCCUCGAUCAGAAGUGGUACAAGCUGCUGGGCAUAGUCUGCCACAAGGGCAGCCAUCACAGCGGCCAUUACGAAUCCUUCCGGCGCAACCAUCUUUACGCGCCCUUUUCUACCCCAGACGUUUUCCGCUCUUACUCGCAAAGUCGCUCAACAAGUCAGAACCCAUCGACUGCCCCGAGCCCCCAAAUUCACCCGAAACAGAAGACUCCUGCCGGCCAGGAUUCUGAUGCUAGUCCUCUCAGCAUUUCCGAUAACUCUCCAUCUCCAUCAGCGUCUAGCGCUUCCCUUCCUAUCCCUUCAUUGUCCGCGUCCCCUUCCCGGCCCUCAACCGGCAUAAGCGGAGGAACAGUGGGCCCUCUAGCUCCGGUGUCCCAACAAUCAACUCCCCCGCUACAACAGCAACAAGAACAAGAAGAGAAUCAAGACCCCUCCAUAUCAUCACCUGCUACGCCACGAUUGACUCUAUCCCCCUCGUCGGAUGCCGCUGCAUCUACUUCCGCUAGCCUAAGGCGCCAGUCGAGCACGAAGAGUGCAAAAAUUCCAGUACCGGGCGCCGGGCUCCAGUCUCGUAUCCGGCGGAAAAAACGGGCGAAUGACCGCUGGUGGCGGAUCAGCGAUGAUAAGGUUAAAGAAUGCAAAACUAGCGAUGUGCUGGGGAUGCAGAGGGAGGUUUAUUUGCUUUUCUACGAAAUGGAGAGGCCGGGUGAUGAUGAACAAGAAUAGAUCUUUCUACCUCAAGGCUAGGAAAACAAAAUGAAAAUAGAAGGGGAUGAAUGGUAGGGCCCCCCCCGGGGGGGGGGGGGGGGGAGGUUGGAGAAAUUUUAAAAAAAAUUGAACACGAAGCAAAUGAGGAAAUAGAGGAAACCUGCAGAGAAAAAAAAUACUGAAGCAUGGAGGGGAAGAAGGGAAGGGGUCUCGGAUGGAAUCAACAGACAAUAUCAUCAAAGAUAUCAACUUAUUUUCCCCUUCGGUUGGCGCGAAAUGAUUUGCUUUUCACUUUCACCAUUCUCCCCGUUGGUGCUUUAUUUUUCUUUUCUUUCUUUUUGCACUGGGUUAGAGGGAAGCAACGCUAUCCCUUCGGUUAUUUCCUUUAUUCAUUUUUAUCUCAUUUUUAUCUCAUUUUAAUGUUUAGCAAGUUAUCACUAGUUAAAUAGUCAUCUUUUUAGCAUACUGACUCAUAUGUAUGUAUCUUCAGAAGAUUUUACCGCCCUUCACUCUAUGUUCGAGUUAUAUAUAAGUUACAUAUAUUGAUAUAUAUAGAGUUUAGUAAACUAUUCACUUAUACACUUUCAUGUUCUUCAGAA